UUGUAAUUGCGCGGCGGCGCUGCGUGAAAAUCUGUGUGAUUGUAAUAGAUUAAGAAUUAAACCGGAGUGUGAGAAAGAUAGCCACAGUAGUCCGGCAGUGGUAAAAUAAAACAAAAUGAAAAUAUUAAUUGUACAAUUCAAUUGAAAAAAAUUCAACGUCGAACAUUACUUCUAUAGAGCAUUUGAGCUCAUUUCUCAGUUUAAAGCUAUUUGUUUUACUCUUUUGCAUCGUUUUACAUUCUCUGCGCUCAUUUUUCAGUUAAAAGUCAAGAAAACUAAACCAAUUUUAUACAACUUCGGGAUUGUUUCUUUAAGAAAACAUAACUUUGAUUUAUUAUUAAGAUUAACUUAUUAUUGAACAAGCUGUCCUUGACCGAAAUAUUCGUUUCAAAAUUUUCCAUUCAGGAUUCUUGUUAGGGGAAACCAAAAAUUCUAGAAUAUUCCGACUUUAGUUGGUGUAAUUGCGGCCGUGUAUAGCUUUAGUGCGUGAAAGAUCUAAGUGAAAAGAGCGGCGUAAUUGUCGGAAUAACACUAGAAAGUGAAGCAACUUAGUUGUUAUAUACGAAAAGAAGUUAUGAGAGAAUUUUUCUUUAUAUUUUCCGCCGGGAUAGGAGCUAGUUAGUGAGAAUCGCAGCCACAGCGACAUUUCCUUUCCCUAUUUUGCCAACUUAACUCGAGCCAACCGAAAUAGCAGCAUAGCUAUAGAAAUAGAGAGCAUAGUUAAGAGAGCCCGGCGUCACGGACUAUCGCAUUUUGGUUAUUUUAUUUAUCCCGUGCCCGUUUAAAGCCCCAAUUCGAAGUUAGCCGGCCGCACCCGACCGACAGAGAUUCUUGGCCCGGCUUAUUUCACAAUUCAACAAAAUAAUAUUGGCCGCGUUUGUUCUGCUUAACUUUGGACGCUCUCCUCUUAUUAUUUCCUUAUUUACCCCAAAACACAUUUUCAUUUCCAACCAAAGAGCCACAGUCAGAACCAAAGAUCCAAAGUGCAAAUCCAAAUUCCUCAAGUCAAAUUUUGAACUUUUACCACUUCCCGAAUUACACGCAAUUACGACGAGACGAGACGAGACCAGUUAUGAAAUUAUUAGUAAAAUCAACCGGACUGGACUUGGAUGUUUAAUUAACUGCAUGUUCCGGAUUUUAAUUUUUAAUCGAAGUUUCGACCACUUGUUGAAAGUGAACGGUGGGUUCUUAUUUUAUCAAUUACUGCCGGGUAAUUGCUAGUAACCGAUUUGUCCUAUUACAAAAAGAGCCGCUUCUGCUAACAAUAGAGCAGAACUUCUUACGUAUACAAGAAAGUCUUUUUCAAUAGCGUCUACAAGUGGAAUAGCGCAGCGCCGCAUUGGUCGAAAAUUUAGAUUUCAGUCUUUAAAAAAGAGGGAAAUAAAAAAUAAAUAGGAAGACAUCUAGCUUACAAACACUUCAAACUAUUUUAUCAUUCCAUUUAUUAUUUCACUGUUAUUAUUACAUUCUGCACUUUCAUCAAUUCGCCGAACAGCUUUCAAGUUGAUAUAAGAGAAAACAAUUAAUUGGGCUCGUGAUAUUUGAAAAACAAAAAGAACAAACAACGCAAGAGCUCUAAAAAACUUUUUUCCAGCUAUUUCAUACAAAUUUUUGUUUGUUAUGUAAAUGAAAAUUCAUUUUCAAAAAAAUUAUUACUUGGUUAUUAUUCGUUAUGUGCAAUUUUUUGUUGAUUGGUUAGAAAUUAAACAAUUCGUACAAAAAAUGCUUUCACCAACUAUUUACAUCAUAUUCUGGAAUUCAUUGAAACUACCUCAUUUCACAACAUUCUGAUAACAUUUCGGUUAUUAUUUGAAACUCGAAAUCUGAACAGAGAAGAUUUCAGAAUAUGGAAAUUUCCGAAUCGGAGAAGCAAUCAAAGAUGAUGGAGAUGAACAAUCUUCUGGAAGGCACGACUCCUUUGAUGCGAAGCGGCGAGUCGUCACUCGGGUCUUCGAGUCACAACUUGGUAAUGGGUUUCGACGGAAUUUUCCGCAGUGAAAAAUGCGUCAAACUCUUCCAAGAUUUCUUAAAAGAGCAGAACCAAGUUAAUUAUCUUAUGUUCUGGUUAGCAGUAAACGGGUACAAAAAAGUGCCGGAACCUUCAAAAGCCGACCAUUUGGCGAAAAUCAUUUACCGCAGUUUUAUUAAAUCAAACUCUGAAAACCCCGUCAAGCUAAAUUCCACAACUAUUCACGACAUUAAAAGUCUGAUGGAAACAGCUCCGAUCGUGCGAACAAUUUUCGACAACGCACAUUUGGAAGUCGAAACACUUCUCCGAACUCAAUUUUACCCGCAAUUUACAAAGUGGGAAGGUGCUUCCAAAUUUGAGUUUGUCGACAACAGCCCGACAAUUAUGUCUUCAGAGAACCCGACAUCGCAGGCGAACACCGGGACACAUUUCGGGUUUCACGACUCCUCACCGGCCAAUACCGGUUCGGUUUCGGAUGUUACAGUUCCUACCAACCCAAAUGUCUCGAUGUCGAGCAACUCGGCUAUUUAUCCGCCGCCGCCGACUUGUGCUGUGCAGUCGGCAACUAAGACGACAACAACGGUUUCAGCUGGUCUGAACUCUGCAAGUUGUCGCUGUCAAUCCGAAAACACAUCGGCUGGUUCUUUAUGUGGUGCUACAUCCUCAAGUUGCUUAAUGCAGGAAUGUGAAAUAAACAACAACAAUAGCGAUGACCGAUUUUGCGGAAAGUGUGAUUCGGCCAAAUCAGAAGCAAACGCUUCUAAUAACCUUCUAACGUGUCAACAACCUCAGCUUUCCUCAUCCAAAGGAAACCCGCAUUCUACAAGACUUCAAAGGAGAGGGAAGUCUCAAGAGAACACUAUAGAUCACCGCGUGAACAGAGAUAUCACAAUUGUCAAAUUAGGUCACCACUCCCGGCCCAAGUCAUCCACAGCAAACAACAACAAUGCCUCUGGGACGACGAUGGCCACCUCAGCUACGACAGCCGGCAACAAAAAAUCGUCAUCGGGUGCUACUAAAGCCGAGUUGGCGGCGCGCAAGGCACCCGAGAUGCUGUCUCCGCAUCAGUUCGCCGCGAUUCUCACUCGCAAGUUGGAAGAAUUGCAAAUUAAACAGCAGGGAUUUAAACUGGAAACACAGAACUCGAUUUGUUCGUCUUCAAGUCACGAGCGAUGUGUUGCCAACAAGUUAGACUCAUUAGUUCGUCAUCAACUCCUAGCAGUCUCAGGUGCCAGCUCCCAACAGGUGUCCGAUCGGGACCUCCCUAGUUCCUCUCAAGAGGAUGACCCCAACAAUAUCAUCGACAGUCACGUGUCAAGAGUCUUUCGGGACACCCGCGAUUGCAGCCCCUCCCCUAGCUACUCACCAACCCCUCUAUGUGCAAAUCACGCGAUUCACUCUAAAUCAUCGUGCAACACAAUGCCAGGAAGGGUGGUGACCUCACACACCGGGGGCUGUCCGGGUACAAAUAGCGGGAAGUUGCUAUCGUCUGGCGGCGGAAGCCGGAAGUGUAACAGAUUCGAAACUUGCUCCAAUUUGUCUGUUUCGAGUGGGGUGGAUAGCGGGUGCUUUGAUGUGUCAUCACAAUUCAGCACUGACUCCAGAGAAAGCGAAAGCAGAUCGCGUUUGUCCGUGAUCAACUGGAUGCAAACUUCGUCCCGCGAGAACAGUGGCUCCACCCACUCUACCCGCAACCACAUUCUACCCCCAAAACAACAUCCGGGAGGUCUCAUCAGAGGCAGCUCUACCACUUCUCGCGUCAACAACAGGUGGGCAUCUUUGUCCCCGCACCGCAACAUGCACUACAGCGUGAACAAUAACCUCUCGAGCGGCAACUGUCUAGCCCCUGCCGGCAACAAUGUAUUACUCCACGGGUGUAUGACGGGUGGCGCGGGAACACCAAGUCGCGUCCCCCCUUUGCUACCCUCGCACUGUGCACUGUCUAAUAACUGCAUUAAUAAUUCCUCGGCAAUUAACCACCAGAACAGCGGUACCCAAUCCCAAUCGGCCAAUCUCCACAGUUCGGUUGUCGGGUCGGCCACGUCCAUUUGUGCAUGCGGGCGCGACACUUCGGCAGUUUUUAACGCUAUGCACCCGAGCAACUCUUACAUACAGUCACAAACUCAAUACCAUCAAAAGAAAAGCAGAUCGAAUUCAGCAGAGCGACCCUUCAGCGGAGCUGCACUGCAAGUGUUCAAUGCUAAACUCGGCGAGCUACUCCCAAAAGCCACGACCUCCGAGUCCAUCAUCGGAAUGACGUCAUCCAACUGUUCACAGGACAAUGUCUGUUCGGCUGUCGGAAAUGGAACGAACUCAGCGAACACCUUUGCACCGCCCAGUUUCAGUCAAUCAGCGGGCAGUAAAACUCCGAAACUGCAGAAGGAAAGUGUUAUUGCGGCACAAUUCGCAGACUCGACGCCCAUCAGUGAAAAGAAAAAGAGUUGGACUUGGAGCAAACAGCGGAGUAGUGAAAAGAGCAGUCGACAUAUAAAUAACAGCAGCUCUUGUUCGCAUCACCAGAGUAGCCAUGGCAACCAGUCUCUUGGGUCGGCUAUGGUUGUACAGGAAAGCAUGCAUGUCUACACAACUGAGAUCCAAGAAGACUCUGCAUUUGACGAAAGUUGCGCAGAGGAAUCCUAUUUUUCAACCUGCUCGACUGGCGACGGAAAAAAAUCAACCGCUGUUGUGUCGUCGCAAGGAAGUGUGUCGGGUUCGAACCCUACUUCCCAACCGCACUCAAGUUCCGCGUCCCAGGUGGCGGGAGGGGGUAACUUCAGCGGGUCAUCAUCAGUCGUGACGACAACAACGAAUAACAGUGGAGGUGCCAAUUGUACGGUUGUUGCGUACUAUUUCUGUGGUGAACAAAUUCCCUAUAGAACUGUGGUUCAGUCUAAAGUCAUCACGCUCUCAGAUUUCAAAUCUCUGCUAACCAGAAAAGGAAAUUACAGGUAUUUCUUCAAGAUGCGCUCGGAUGAAAUUGAACUGGGUGGAAUUGUUAAUGAAGAAGUGACGGACGAUAAUGCAAUUUUACCCUUCUACGACGGGAAAAUAAUUGGGAGGAUAGAAAAGCAACCCACUUUGUCAUCCUGACCAAAUUAGCCCCAAUUUGUUAUUGUGGAGACGAAAGAUCACUACCUGAACAAAUUAUCCCAGCCAAGAGUUGGUUAUAAUGAAGAGGGAACACUCCCCGCUUACUAAUGAGGUGGCACGAACAACUCAAAUAAUUACAGCAGAAGAAUUGACCUGCAAGUUGUAGCUAAACUUCACCAACAAGACGCAAAAAGUCAGCGAACUGGUCCAAGUAGCGAGGACGCAUUCAACAACAAGAAAAAAAAGAUAGCAAAACGUCCAUCUGUACCAAAACUGAAAAGUUUUGCCGUUAUAGCUUUAAACAAAACUGCAUAACAUCAAAUUUAGUUUUAAUGUUUUGACGAAAUGAAAUUUGAAUUGCUUCGUUUACCUCAACUUCUAAAUCUCAAUGUUUCUUUAUGUUAAAUUUCUAUUUUGAUCAAAAUUAUUUCAUGCGUCUGUAUCUUUGAGCUGGGCGAAGAAUAUUUUGUAUAGCUGUGUGAACUAUGACUAAUUUUGGAGCUCUGUACUCUAAGUGCGAAGUAGCUCCUUUAAAACGCUCUUGCAUAUCUUUGACCUUUAGCAUAGCCAUUAUUUCCUCAAUUUCUUCAUUAAUUUAAUUUUUUUCAUGUCAA
Symsagittifera roscoffensis is the source of this 5673-nucleotide messenger RNA. RefSeq lists its product as uncharacterized. Gene Ontology annotation, molecular function: protein kinase binding; ubiquitin protein ligase binding; molecular adaptor activity. Gene Ontology annotation, cellular component: beta-catenin destruction complex; plasma membrane; nucleus. Bases 1847 to 5059 code for a protein of 1070 amino acids. The record is from RefSeq and is a predicted model, not a curated record. The transcript has 8 exons. Gene Ontology annotation, biological process: positive regulation of proteasomal ubiquitin-dependent protein catabolic process; positive regulation of protein kinase activity; negative regulation of canonical Wnt signaling pathway. NCBI's taxonomy places the organism in Eukaryota, Metazoa, Xenacoelomorpha, Acoela, Convolutidae.